This is a messenger RNA of Amoebophrya sp. A120, 3980 nucleotides long. The record is from the annotation of a GenBank genome assembly. Lineage: Eukaryota; Dinophyceae; Syndiniales; Amoebophryaceae.
UACUCGUUGCGUACUUACGGGGCUGUAUGUGGUCACACACAUUAUGAAAGCCAAUACAAGUUGUAGAUAGACACCUGCCUGUAGCAGAAGUGUGGAUAGUGUGGAUAUUAUGUUGAAGUGAUGCAAAUAUUCUUAUGAUCCCAAAACAGCAACCUUCACCUUGCGAGCAGGAUUUUUUUUUCGUUUUUGCUCCCAGGAGCAAUCUUCAGAAGAAACCAAAAAUUAUAGCGCACUCGUUCGGAAGAGACGCAGCGCAACCUUCGCAGCGCCACCGCUCUCGCGAAACCUGAGGUAUUGGACUUCUUUUUAAAUUAUGAUAGAUUUCGGGCGGCGUUGACGGAUCGACCUGCUGCCAGCUAGAGAAGCACCUGCUAAUAUGCGGUUGCAGGGCUCAGCGCCCCUAGGUCGUGGGUGCUCCUGCCUUAAGCUGUAUAGGGCCCCGAGGGCAGAAGUACAAGUAUCCACUAACGCGCCGCGCCCAUUUCAGCUACUGUCUACUUCCGCCUCCUUUUUCCUCGCUUUAAUCCAAAAAUACAGGAAUCGCAUCACAAAUCCACGCAGUUCGCUCCGGCUGCAGUGAUCUACUCAGCCUUCAGCUUUGAUUUUGCGUUGCGAUAAGUAUAUGACUUCGCAAGGGGCUCUCUACUUCUCUUGCGUCGUGCUUUCAGACUUUUAAGCGCUCGCUUUGAUUUAAUCGUCUUAGAAGUUUCACUGCAUUCCUGAAUUAGGUGCGAUGAAUGAAUCCAAAGCGCAAGGAACGACAACUGGAAUCACAGGUGCUCGCCGUGUCGUUGAUUUUCGACGCAAGUAGAAGCGCGCCCAUCCUUUCGCAAAACCUAUCAGAACUGGCGUGAAGAGACGGCCGGUAUUUUGAGUUUCAAUACCUGUGGGCUUUGAUGUUUCGUGAACAUAAGCACAAACAGAAACAUUAGUAAACAUGAUGCAUCGCCACCUCCAGCCACGAACAUCAAGCACGCAUUGCGCUAUUUGGCCGGGUGGUUUGCAGCGCGCUGCAAGAAUUCAUUUUAAUAUUAUUAAAAUGCUCUGGCGUAGCAAUGGCAUUAAAGCCUAGCAUUCCUCGUCAUGAUAAAAAUCUUAAUAUACUAUUAUUGAAUUAUUAAAAACUAUAAUUGAACGCUGCCAAACCCAGAUCAAACUCUGUCACCAUUCGUACUGCAGGUGAACGACGAAUAAUCACGACAGAAGUCCCGGCGUUCUUAUUGCUGUCCAGGAUGACCAAAACCGCGCAGAAGUUGCUCAUUUCCUCCGCCGCCCUGGCGGCAGCGGAGAAGAAGAUGGAGGAGAACCGUGCGAAGAAAAUGGUUUUAUCGUGAUGAAAAAUAACCCCUCCGCAGCUCAGUACUCAAAGAAUGAAAAAAUUUGCGAUGAAGCAGAUUCAUUUCUUGUAGUCACAAAUCUGUCUUGCAAGAAGGCAGUCGAAGAGCUGCGCCCCGCAUUAUGGAGGCGAUUUGCCAUGCUGUUACUGGGCUUCAGCGCACGCGCAGGCGUCUGCCAACAUGCUAAACAAAUAGACUUGUAUGCUCCUCAGCAGGCUGCGAGUGUCAAUGUGGGUUCCUUACAGCAAAACCGACUUUAUUUUUUGUGUAAGUGCGCAAGCCAGCGGCCUUGUUCUGGAUAUGCUGAGGAGGGGGGAUUUAUUUUCAUUUUCAUAGCUUUGGACCGGUCACGAGAUGAAGGGGCAGCUGGACGAGGCCGACAAGCCGCCGAUCAGCCCGUCGAACUGGAAGCCGGUAUCUAUAAAUAGCAUUCUGCGUUCUUGCGUUUGCGCUCAAUGAGCGCAUUUGUUUACUCUGCUCGCCAUGUUGACUUCUGUGUCGUUCGAGUAAGGAUAUGGGGGCGCUCGGCUAGUGCGUCUAAUUCUUAUUUCAUGAACACAAAUAGAGUCUGGCUCUAAACCUGUACUAUGUACAGGUUUAGAGCCAGCGCAGCUGAAGCCCUACUGUGUUGGACUCCCGGCUGGCCACUGGAUUGUCCUUCAUAGGCCGCCGAGAGAUUCGCUCGCCUCGCUCGAUUUUUUUCUUCAUCCUUCUCUUUUUGCUUUUCUUUUCCAAAAAACUAUGCAUGUAGGGGCGCACCACGUGAAAAGGUGGGCGUCCGUCGCGGCCGGUUCUCCCAGGGUUUCAGGCUUUAGGCCGUUUAGGGUUCCUAGUUUGAUCUUACUUGUUCAUGAACACAAAUAUUAGAGUUUUAGAACUUUAACUUGCUAACAGCGCCAGCAAUCCAGCAAUCCAGCAAUCCAGCAAGCGUUUCUGGAUUUGGCCAAGAAGCAGCAGGAGGCGAGUGAGCCCUUUAUUGGCGAAGCGGUCGACACGGUGAGGUCCAAGGCGUACGACGCAUCUCCGCGAGAACUCAGGGGCGGCAGGGGCAGGAGCUCGAGCAGUGGCAGGAGCUCGAGCAGUGGCAGGAGCUCGAGCAGUGGCAGGAGCUCGAGCAGUGGCAGGAGCUCGAGCAGUGGCAGGAGCUCGAGCAGGUCGAGCAGUAACACGGGGCGCAUUGGCGGUUAUCGCACUUCUGCUCCUCAAAAGACGGCGACGGAAGCGAAGACGGCGACGGAAAUGAAGACGGCGACGGACACGAAGACGGCGAAGCCGGGCAAGAGCGUUUUCCAACAAGCUUGGGAUCAAGCUAUGGAUGCGUGGAGGAGAACAAUUGGCGCCUCAGGGGGGUAUGAAAAAUCGGUUGCCAAUGGAGCAAGGGCAUGGUAAGCAGGAGAAGCCGGAUCAGUGUUUCCCCCAAGAAGGUGCGGAGCUGCACGGAGAAACGUUCAACAAACUAUCAAGUGCAAAUAUCGAUCUGGGUCUGGAAACUUGUGAUGCGGGUAGACGAAUUAUGACGACUCGGCAAUUGCCGACUCAGCAUGAAAAGUUUGUGACUUGAGUAAAUAGGUGUUGGUGUUGGCUGUUUUGCAUGGCAAACAGCGGCUCUGCAUGAGCAUGACAGAGAACUGCAGCACUGUGGUGUUAAUUUGCAUGACAUUGACAGACCUGAGACGAGUCACGCCGGCCUAGCAUGACCGCAGACACAUAUUGAUAUUUGCAGUGCAUGAAAUCAACUAGUUAAGCGAAGAAUUGCAAAAGUAUUUCAUUUUUUGCGCAAAAGCGCAUUUUUAUUUUUUCAAGUUCAAUAUCUUCUCAAAUUUUGAUUUUCUGUCAAGUGCCUAAAAUUUCAAAAAAGUGGUAAGUCUAACUAAGCAUGGUAAAAGUAUGUACGCCUUUGGACUUCGUCCGUAAGUAUUCUUCUAGAGUACUGUGAUACCACGCCAACUUGUUUUUCUUUUUUGCGUCCGGGUAUACGAUACAUGAUAUCACCCACAACUCUUCCAGCCAAGCUCGCAGCUUUAAACAUAUCGGUUUUCCUUCAGCAUCACCCUUUAUUUUUCAAAAGAACUUUACAGAGACAGACACUAGUUAGCAAGCACAAGUACAAGCAGCCUUCAAGAAGUCUUCGUUCAGAGUUUUCUGCCCCCUGAGUAUUUCGAAAAUGCAUCCCACAUGAAGUACUGUAACCCUGGCUCCCAUUUUUACCUUAACAAUCAAUAUUUACGCGCUGGUCGCACAGAAAGUUAUAUCUAUGUGGAAAAAGAUGUCCUUAUACAUAGUAACAACACAAUUUGUAUGUAGUUUCUGAGAAAGACACACCAAAAGUACAUAUUAACAAACCACAUAAAAAUACAUGCGCACCAAACUCAAAGUUUUACAACUACGACUCUCCUCUCGCUUUGACGUCUUUGACUUGAUUCGUACGUGCAUAGCCUGCCUGGGACCUAUUUUGUAUUGCUUUACUCUGUCAAGUCGUAGCCCGUCGCCGUCUACCCAACAUGUGAGAAGUUUUUUUGCUUGUGAUAAAAAUUGAUGGCAAUGGCGUCCAGUAGCCUUCUGACUUAUCUCUUAAAAAGUGUUCUUCGGCGUUGUUCUUCGUCAUUGUUGGGAACGGAUGUUGCUUAAUCUACCAAAAGCCGU